Messenger RNA from Populus trichocarpa (black cottonwood), 1009 nucleotides. Its product is annotated as cucumber peeling cupredoxin. Gene Ontology annotation, molecular function: electron transfer activity. Bases 161 to 826 code for a protein of 221 amino acids. The record is from RefSeq and is a predicted model, not a curated record. Lineage: Eukaryota; Viridiplantae; Streptophyta; Magnoliopsida; Malpighiales; Salicaceae. Gene Ontology annotation, cellular component: plasma membrane. The transcript is spliced from 2 exons.
CCUAAAACCCACCACUUUCCUUCUCUACCAUACUCACUCCUCAGUACUUACGCUUUGUUGACUCGGUACACACCGAGUCCUUUAUUCAUACCUUGCCCACUUGCACCCUAGUAGUCUACCCCAGGCAAGUAAACUAUUCAUCGUACAGCAGCCAACGGCCAUGACCGGAGGUACCAUUCUGCAUCUAAUCACUAUGGUCGUCCUGAUCACCGCCGCCACAUCACAGGCUCCUCCCACUAAAUACAUCAACCACACCGUCGGUGACAAUGCCGGCUGGUUCUUCAAUUCCACCACCAACACCACUGCCACUAACUAUUCCUCUUGGGCUGCCUCCCAAACCUUCAAUCUCGGCGACUAUCUUAUUUUCAAAACGAGCUCAAAUCAGACGGUGAUCCAGACCUACAAUCUGACAACAUUCAAAAACUGCUCAAUCGAUGACACGUCAUAUACCGAUACCUUCGUCUACAACGGAGGCAACACGGUUUUUAAUCAAGCGUUUACCAUAAUUGUACCGUUGACUAUUCAAGGUCCGAAUUAUUUCUUCUCCGAUGCUAGUGAUGGCAUUCAAUGCCAGCAUGGAUUGGCCUUUGAUAUCAACGUUAGUCGCGGCCUUGGAUUGCCUCCCAGUCUUAAUCAGCCGCCCCCUCCACCGUACAGGGAGCCUCCAGGUCCCGACUCAGGUUAUCCGCCGAUCACUAUUCCGGCCAAGGGAGAGGGGGCAGGAAAUAGUGGAUUUAAAAACGGGGCCAGCGUGCAAGUGAUUGCGUCUGUGAGUUUAUUUGCUUUGCUGGCAGUCAAUGUUGGGGAUAGGGGUGGUAUUUUUUGAGUUGUUUGGUGUUGGAUUGGUAAUUGUAUACAUAUGUAAUGGGGAUUUUUUGUUAUGUUUGGGUGUUGAUUUGAAGAGAGGUUUUUUCCUGAAUUAUUUUAUUCGUGAAUUGAAAAAAAUUUGGAUGUACUUUGUAAUUUUUAUAAACUGAAAUGAAAAGAUCAAACAUAUACUUUGUUUUCA